Molecule: messenger RNA, 785 nt
Organism: Teleopsis dalmanni
Lineage: Eukaryota; Metazoa; Arthropoda; Insecta; Diptera; Diopsidae
Exons: 2
Coding region: 129-737 (202 amino acids)
Source: RefSeq, a predicted model, not a curated record
UUUUUGGUAGAUAUAUCUUUCUAUAAAUUAAUGGUUGUAAAAAUUGUCUGAGUUAUCAAAAUUUAGUGAAUUUCUAAAAACUUUAAUGAAAAUAAACUUUUAGAAAGCAAUCCGAAUAUUAAGUUGUUAUGUUCAUAAAUAUGUGGAAAUACUGCACGUCUUGGGUUGGUCGCCGCAUUGCGGUAAUAUCACAAAUCGUGAUCAACAAACUCUUAUCCAUAACGAUGCUAUUAUUUUCAGCUAUUGCCUUGUACUGUUUUAUAUAUUACAUCCCAUGGGAUUCUAUAGCAAUGUAUGACGGUUAUCCUUUGCUCUUGCGAGAAUAUGGGAAGCAGUUAUGCGUGUUAUGGCAAAAUUUACUCGAUAUAUAUAAAAAGUAUACUCUUCUCUUCUGCACGGUGGUUAUGUCCACAGUUGGGUAUUGCAUUUAUGCACUUCGUCGCUUGUAUGCCGAAGAAAAGGAGUCAGAACAAACGGAAAUAGCACGGUUGCAGGACAAAGUCGUUGACUAUGUUCUGCAAGAGUUACAGAACACAAAUUACUUAUUUGUUACUCAGGAUGAUGUUGACUUUAUGUAUGAAUUAAUGACGAAUGAUGGUUUGAUUAAAAAACAUUUUAUUAGCGCCCUUAGGGUCUUUAGACAAGCAGAGAAUCGCAGCUUUUGUGAGCUGAUCAUACAUAACACAGACGCACAAAAACUAUGCAAUGCUAUAAUAUCGGCCUUACGGGAUGAUUAGAAGAAAGAUAUAUGUAUUAAGAAAUAAAUUGUUGUAUUUUUAUUAAAA